AAGAAAAAUUGCAGCUUUUUCUGCAUGGGUUCCAGAAGCACUUUGUGCUUUAUAAAUACAGCCUGCAGCCGGGAAAACAAAAUGAGUACCGACAACCGAGGGAUCCGCGACCAGACUCCAGCGAUCCAUGAUCUUUGUGAGAAGGAUGCUGCAGCAAGCGCUUCGAGUCCGCAACGCCUUCCCCCUGGCCAAGUGGAUGGAGAGGUGGUCCGAGGGCGCAGCAGCGCCUCCGCUGGAGAGCGCGUUGCAGGCGGUGAGGACCCUGGACGACAUGCCCGGACCGACGGCCGGCAGCUUCGCCUGGGACCUGUUUGCCAGGGGGGGUCUGUCUCGGCUGCACGAGUUACAGCUGAAAGGAGUGCAGCGCUAUGGGCCCAUGUGGAAGGCAAGCUUCGGCCCCAUCCUCACUGUUCAUGUGGCAGAUCCGUCCCUUAUAGAGCAGGUCCUGAGGCAGGAGGGCCAGCACCCAAUGCGAUCAGACCUAUCAUCCUGGAAGGACUACAGAAAGCUCAGAGGACAUCACUUUGGACUUUUGACUGCUGAGGGGGAGGAGUGGCAGGCAGUGAGAAGUCUCUUGGGGAAACACAUGCUGCGACCAAAGGCCGUGGAAGUUUACGACAAGACCCUAAACAACGUUGUCAGCGACCUGAUUGCCAAACUUCGCCUUCGCCGAUCUGCCCAAGGCCUCGUAACCGACAUCACCAGCGAGUUCUACCGCUUCGGCCUCGAGGGUAUCUCCUCAGUGCUGUUUGAGUCCAGAAUUGGAUGCCUGGACGCGGUCAUUCCUGAGGAGACUGAGCGCUUUAUCCAGUCCAUCAACACCAUGUUUGUGAUGACUCUCCUCACCAUGGCCAUGCCCAGCUGGCUGCACCAGCUUUUUCCUAAACCCUGGAAAGUCUUCUGUCAGUGCUGGGAUGACAUGUUUGAAUUUGCCAAAGGUCACAUCGACCAGCGCUUGAUGGCUGAAGCCGAGAAGAUUGCCAGAGGGGAGAAAGUGGAGGGCCGUUAUCUCACCUACUUCCUCUCGCAGACAGGGUUGCCCAUGAAGACCGUCUACAGCAACGUCACGGAGCUGCUUCUUGCAGGGGUUGACACAAUCUCCAGCACUAUGUCCUGGACUCUGUACGAGCUGUCCCGUCACCCAGAGAUUCAGGCCGCACUCAGGGAUGAGGUGUCGACAGUACUGGAGGGACGGAGGGUACUAGAGGCCUCAGACGUGGCCCACAUGCCUCUCCUGAAGGCAACAGUCAAGGAAGUGCUUCGGUUAUACCCAGUUAUUCCUGCUAAUGCGCGCGUCAUUCCAGAGAAAGACAUCCAGGUUGGAGGGUACCUCAUUCCUAAAAAUACCUUGAUCACCUUGUGUCAAUUUGCCACGUCACGGGACCCCGCGGUGUUUCAGAAUCCAGAUGAUUUCCUUCCCCAUCGCUGGUUUAACAAAGAUGCGACUCAUCACCCGUACGCCUCAGUUCCCUUUGGCGUGGGAAAACGCAGCUGCAUAGGUCGCCGGAUUGCGGAGCUGGAGCUCUACCUCGCUCUUUCUCGGAUCCUGACAGAGUUUGAGGUAAAACCAGACCCUGAGGGUGUUUCUGUGAAGCCGAUGACUCGGACUCUCCUCGUUCCUGAAAAUGCCAUCAACCUGCAGUUUGUUGAACGAUAAACUCCUCUUUUGAUCCCUAAGGGAACGUGAGCUGUCCCCUUGCCACCCAAGCCACCCUUUACUCGGGCCGUGUGGGGAGGGGAGAACAGGCAGUACAGCGUUAUCGCUUGAACCACAAGGCUGCUCAGACGCAGCGGUUCAUGUCACAGCGGGUCUUUCAACCUUUGACACAGUUAAGAGCAAAGCCCGCUGAACCUGCAGCCCAGUGCGUGCUGGCCGGCACAUUACGAGGGAGAGGGCAUAACUGGCUGAGGUUUGACGGCACAUUUAAUGCUGAGAAAGGUCCGAUAGAGCAAACAUGUCUGCCGGUCUGAAAAAUCUUUAGAUUUUAAUGUUUGACUCAAUUUAGAUCAGUUCAAGUUGCAUUUCAAAGAAUGUGAGCUGUGCUCUAAGCGGAUAUUUUUUUCCUGAAUCUCAUAACACUUUAUUAAAUCUGAUUAUGAUCUGGGAAUUACAGUGGAUCAGUUCAUCUGAAUGUUUUCUUAGUCUCAAAAUAUCAUGGAUCUCACCAUCGUAUUGAUUCCAGUGUGACACAAUCUAAUGUUGCUACUGAAAAUGUCAAUAAAAACUUCAAAAAUA
Molecule: messenger RNA, 2236 nt
Organism: Girardinichthys multiradiatus
Lineage: Eukaryota; Metazoa; Chordata; Actinopteri; Cyprinodontiformes; Goodeidae
Gene: cyp27b1
Product: 25-hydroxyvitamin D-1 alpha hydroxylase, mitochondrial
Exons: 9
Coding region: 128-1657 (509 amino acids)
Biological process (GO): C21-steroid hormone biosynthetic process; cellular response to peptide hormone stimulus; glucocorticoid biosynthetic process
Cellular component (GO): mitochondrial inner membrane
Molecular function (GO): heme binding; monooxygenase activity; iron ion binding
Source: RefSeq, a predicted model, not a curated record